Molecule: messenger RNA, 480 nt
Organism: Sphenostylis stenocarpa
Lineage: Eukaryota; Viridiplantae; Streptophyta; Magnoliopsida; Fabales; Fabaceae
Source: the annotation of a GenBank genome assembly
AUGGGUUGGAAAGCAGCUGAGAAACUCAUUAGGCACUGGAAAGUUCUAAGAGGGGAUAAUGUUAUGAUAAUAAGGGGUAAAGAUAAGGGUGAGACUGGGACGAUUAAGCGUGUCAUUCGCUCUCAGAAUCGCCUUAUUGUUGAGGGUAAAAAUCUGGUGAAGAAGCAUAUUAAGCAAGGGCAAGGUCAUGAAGGGGGCAUCUUUGCAGUGGAAGCCCCAAUCCAUGCCUCCAAUGUGCAAGUUCUUGAUCCAGUGACAGGGAAGCCUUGCAAGGUUGGAGUUAAAUAUCUUGAAGAUGGUACUAAAGUCAGGGUAUCCAGAGGAAUAGGAGCAUCUGGGUCCAUAAUCCCUCGUCCUGAGAUCUUAAAGAUAAGAGCUACCCCACGACCUACUGUCUUUGGUCCAAAAGAUACUCCAAUGGAUCUCGUGUUAGAGAAGACUUACGAUGCUAAAGCAGGAAGGGGAAUGCCUGAGCUUUAA